GGUUGUGGUUAACCACUCACAAUCCUGCUGCAUCUCUGUACUGUCGGGAACUGUACAGGAGAGGAGAAACAUUCCCGAUGGAGUGGAGUACACUUCCAAACAGUAUUCUGUGAGUGCAGUAAUUUUGGACUGGAUUGAAAUCUUCUAAACAUACUAAUUCUCAUUGAAAUUAUAAUAGAUCCACGGAUUAAUCUACGGUAAGCAUCAUCCUUUCUGGAAAGACAGUAUUUGCGCAGUAUGCUGCGAUGGAAUAUACUGAGGCGGAAGGGGAUUGCUGGGAUUUCCAUAAGUUUGACUUGUGGUAGAUAACUUGGAUUUUGAAUCGCGCGUCUUCGGCUCUGUUUGUGACUUGACGUAUGAUUUUAGGAUGUCAAAUGGAUUCUUUCUGUUCAAGUGGAUGUUUACGAUGAGAAUUUUGUUUUGAGGGGAAUUAAAAGAUAUGGUCAGUGGUCAGUCAGGAGAGACUGAAGAUUUCCCGCGCCUGCUCUGCGGUGGAGGACUACAGGCGGGCGCUCGUGGAAGAACCGAACCAUCUGAAGAGAGCGCGUACCAUGCCGUCUCGGGUCUCGAGCGGUAGAAAGCUGUAAAACCUGUGGCCAGGAGUUGACUGAGACGCGGUGAUGGGCUUUGCCAUGAGGCACCGCUGGUUCAUGGUGCCAUUGCUAAUGCAGGCAUGGCUCUCUGCCACCCCUUGCUUUGGUGAGCGUCCUUGCCCUCGGAGCUGUCGAUGCGAUGGCAAAAUUGUAUACUGUGAGUCUAGCGCAUUCCGUGAUGUUCCCAAGAACCUCUCAGGCGGCUGUCAGGGCCUGUCCCUGCGGUAUAACAGCUUAGCAAGCCUGAAGGCUGGCCAAUUUGUUGGCCUCAACCAGCUCAUUUGGCUGUACCUGGACCACAACUACAUUGCCAAUGUGGAUGCACGUGCUUUUCAAGGGAUACGGAGGCUCAAAGAGCUAAUACUGAGCUCCAACAAGAUCACACUGCUACAUAACACCACAUUUCACCUGGUACCAAACUUGAGGAACCUGGACCUUUCGUAUAACAAGCUACAAGCUCUGCAGCCAGGGCAGUUCCAGGGGCUGCGCAAGCUCCUCAGCUUGCAUAUGCGCUCCAACUCCCUUAAGAAUCUUCCCUCCCGCCUUUUCCAAGACUGCCGUAAUCUUGAAUUCCUUGACCUUGGCUACAACCGACUGCGCAGCAUCACUCGCAAUUCAAUGUCCGGCCUGAUGAAGCUAACUGAGCUGCAUAUUGAGCAUAACCAGUUCUCCAAAAUCAACUUUUUCAACUUCCCACGCUUCUAUAACUUACGCGCUCUUUACCUCCAGUGGAACCGUAUUAGGACCAUGAGUGAAGGCCUUACGUGGACCUGGACAUCACUGCAGAAGCUUGACCUUUCAGGAAAUGACCUUCAGGAGAUCGAUGCAGAGGUGUACCGGGCCAUGCCGAAUCUCCAGACGCUUAACCUGGAUUCAAACAAGCUUGUCAAUGUGUCUCAAGAAGCCGUGGAUGCCUGGACCUCUCUGACUGCAAUUAGUCUGGCAGGAAACAUGUGGGACUGUGGACCAGUUGUGUGUCCACUGGUGGCCUGGCUGAGAACCUUCCGUGGAAACAAAGAAAUUAAUAUGAUUUGUGCAUCACCCAAAGAAGUUCAAGGGGAGAAGGUUAUGGAUGCAGUUGAUGCCAAUGGAGUUUGCAGGGUUACCCCUGCUACGCCAUCAACCGUAAUUGCUCCCUCCACCCCUUUUGUCGCCUUUGCCCAGACCCCAGUCAGCUCUUUCAUCCCCACUCUCAAAUCUGGAGACAGCAGAAGGGGCCAGGGGACAUCUCUGGAAGCUACCACCUCUUCAGCACCUUCUCAGCCCGCUGUCCCACCGCCUGAGCAAGACUUUGAACCGGUAUCAUUCCACAAGAUAGUGGCAGGAAGUGUUGCCCUCUUCCUGUCAGUUGCUAUGAUCCUCCUGGUAAUCUAUGUCUCAUGGAAGCGCUAUCCAAGCAGUGUUAAGCAGCUACAGGAAAACUCGGCUGCUGCUCGCAAACGUCGGAAAAAGUCACGGGAGACAGAGCGCACACUCAGCACACCAUUGCAGGAGUACUAUGUGGACUACAAGCCUAAUAACACAGAGGGCACGGAUGUGCUGGUCAAUGGCACCGGACCAUGCACCUACACCAUCUCUGGCUCCAGAGAAUGCGAGGUCCCUCACCAGAUGAGCACUCUGACCUUCUACAGGUACGAGCAGCCCAUAGUGGACUACUGCCAGGCCCAUCAAACCCUGGAGGGGCUGGAGGAGCUUCCCCCCCGUGAGAGGAGCACCAUCCAGACUGUGGCCCUUCCGGCAGUGCCCACCAUCAACACGGGCACGGUGAGACCCUGCUCCCCGCCCAGCCAGAGAGCGCCCGUGGAGGGGCCCAGCAUCCCCUAUCCCACCACAGAACGCUCCAUUAACUAUCCAACAACAGAACGUUCCACCAGCACCCUCACUUUUAGACGCUAACGGCCCCCGCUCUCAAAGCAAGGCAUGAUGGGUAAUUUGAAAAAAGGGCGGUGAUCCACAUUCUGCCGGCAUCAACGCAGCGGUGCGUCCGAAAACUGUGCGUACCGCUGUGCGCUAACUGUUUCUCGUGAAUAUAGAGAAGUGAAAAACAUUCCCACGACGUCGCUGGAGGACACGAGGAUCUGGCAUACGGUACACUUCCAUUAUGGAGUGUAGUGUAUCCUGGAAAAUGGGAUUCCAUUCGUCUUUUUCCAUCUUUUCUUUGUUCCCAAUCACACGUUUUGUUGUCCCGUUCUGCUCAACGGCAAAUUGAAAUCCAAUGCAACAUGCAUGAGACGUUAAACGCGGCUUUGGUUUCAUUCAGCCCUCGCUCUGUAGCGACGCUACAGGACGCCUUCUCUGAGGAGUAGAUAAUGGUGAUUCUCCCAUGCUGAGUGAAGAAUGAAUAGGAAUGUGCUAUAAACAAGGUUUCUUUUUUGUGACGAGGGAGAGAGUGUGAGAACGAGAGAAUGAAAAGAAACAAAUUAAUGUUCACCAGAGCUCAAAGGCCUCUCGCUGUUAUUUUCAUUUAGUUGCCAGGGAGCACUCAUAAAUGCUGUCAUUAUUUGAUUAAAAAGACAGAUCUGUCCAGACAUGAGCAUGUCAGUGGAAGAUCUCUAGAGUAUUAAAAAAGGCAUUCAUUAAAAUCGAAAUGAAGUUUCACAGGGCAAGGUCUUUCGGCGUGCACAUGUACCAAAGAUCAAGCUUCUUUAGAUGUACAUAUAGCUUGUGUUUCUUUUCGAAAUGUAAUCAAACUAAUCGGUAUGUGUCUAACGCAUACUAUAAUGUGUGGGCCAAUGUGUGAGUUUACGAGUGAUUCUGCAAAAUUCAGCACUGAAAUGCAGAAUGAAAUACAUCAAAGCUACAUUAUAACUAGAUAGCGUAUGUGUGUGUGUUUGCUUGUGAGUGUGUGUGUGUUUUAAGUUUAAAAGCUGAAGUGUGUAAUUUCAUGCGUGCAGUAGUUUUUAAAAAGGUUUCCCUUGUCUGCCAUUGGUCAGGUACACAGAAAGCCACACCCCCAAACGUACACCAUUGGUUGAGCCAGUGUUGCUAUGUUGGCUUGUCAGUGUUUAAACAAUGUGUCACAAUGUUUACAUGUCAACCACUUGUUCAUACUAAAACCUACUUGUUUCUGUAUUUCACUAAAAGCCAAAAAAUUACACACUUCAGCUUCAAGAGGGAAGAAUCCUAAGCGGGCGGAGCAAACGUCCCACACUCGGUUAGCAUGUUGGAGUUACCAUACAGCGGUGGAAACAUUUUCUUCGCAAGUAUGCAACUGUUGUAACAAAUGUGUUAGUAUUGAGGUGACUAGCUAGAUGUCAACUUGCUCAGCAGUAUUUUUUUCAAACUGUUGCUACGCUAUGACAUUAACUGACCUGAAGGGAAAAACUGAGAACGCUAAAAUACUUGAGUUUUUGCCAGAUGACAAUGUGUGAAAUGGAGCUUGGCUGGAAGCGUUCGCAUUUACAUGCUUGCGUAGAACAUGUUUUUGGCCAAAACAACCCAUUUUCAAAAGGCUUUCCAAUUAUCUAAGCUUGAACCUCCAAUAAAAGCCUCCAGUUGUAUAUCGAACCAAUAUUUUCCUCAGCUGAGUUCAGAAAGAGGUGGUCAGUCACCUCAGGCCAUGGAGUGCUACAAAGAGAUUUUCUGACUUCAGAUGUCACUCAACAAAGUAGCUACAUGGAUGAAGUUGCUAUAAUUGGCUAUAACAGCAAGACGUAUAGGAGACCGGGGACAAUUGUAAUAGCAAUUUUCCUAUAUAAGUCAGACUACUGCAAAUCUACAUGGCAUGGUUUGAUUUGAGAAAUAAAUAUAUGUGCCAGCAGUAAUAGUGUCAUUGCAUUGAAUUUAAUAUAAGUAGUCAGAGUGUUACGAGUUUUAUUAUAACAGUGACUGGGGGCAAUCAUAGCACUUACAAAAAAAUGUUAAUCAGCCCAUCAUAUCUCCAAUAAGAGUGCACAUCAAAAGAAUAGCAUUAUUAAUUUAAUAUGUAGUACUUUUACUGGAUCAUUAUCACUUUUAGAUGAUAACACAUAUUUUAUCUGUCAUGAAACAACUCUCUUAAGUGGCAAGAUUCUUUAUAUUAACAACUGAGGUCAAAAGUUUACAUACACUUUGUAGAAUUAUUUUACCAAAAUAAGAGGGAUUAUACAAAAUGUAUGUUAUUUUUUAUUUAGCACUGACCUGAAUAAGAUAUUUCACAUAAAAUACGUUUACAUAUUGUCCACAUAAGAAAACAAUAGUUGAAAUUAUAAAAAUGACCGUGUCCUGAACAGUUAAACUGCCUGCUGUUCUUCAGAAAAAUCCUUCAGGUUCUUCAAAUUCUGUGGAUUUUCAGCAUUUUUGUGUAUUUGAACCCUUUCUCAAAUGAUUAUGAUUGUGAGAUCCAUCUUUUCACACUGAGGAGAACUGAGGGACUCAUAUGCAACUAUUACAGAAGGUUCAAACGCUCACUGAUGCUCCAGAAGGAAACAUGAUGCAUUAAGAGCCGGGGGGUGAAAACUUUUGAAUUUGAAGACCAGGGUAAAUGUAACUUAUUUUGUCUUCUGGAAACAGUAUCUUCUGUAACUUCUGAAAAUGUACACAUCUUCAUUCUGUUCAAAAGUUUUCACCCCCGGCUCUUAAUGCAUUGUGUUCCUUCUGAAGCAUCAGUGAGUGUUUGAACCUUCUGUAAUAAUCCUCAGUGUGAAAAGAUGGAUGUGUAAGGUGUAUGUAAAAUUUUGACCUCAACUGUAUUAUUAAAAUAAAAUAUUUUAUAUUAUAUAAUAAACUAAUUAAAAGACAAAAAUAAUAAUUUUUAUAUAUAUAUAUAUUAAAUUGAUUUAAUUUUAUUUAAUUAAUUUUACAUUUUGUAGUGAUUAAAAAAUAUUGACAAAUAAUAAACAUUCAUUUUUUAAUUUAUGUUUUUAUUCAAAGGUACAAUUUUAGACAAGAAGAAAAAAAAAUCUAUAUUAUUUCUCACAAAGUCAAACGAUCAUGCUUUUCCUCAGGCAGAAAGUGAUCUCUACUGAGCAUAUGCUGAAUAAGUGUUACAAUAGCCUCUGGUCUCCCAUACGCAUUCGAGGGACUGUUCUUUUUUUAGUUCGAGUUGAGAUUAAGGCAGACCAGAUGCUCCUUUGUGGUUUUUACAUUGAACGUUGGACUAUUAGUAGUCUAAUAGACUUCUGUAGUCAUCCAUUAGUCACAUUUUACUGAUUCUGCAUUACUCAGUUUGCUGUUUUACUCACUGUAGUUCAGCAGAGCAUUUCUUUGAAGAAACUCUCUGGCAUUACAAGCCAUUGUCCGGUCAUGUAGACGUUCAGUUUAGUUUUUCUUUCUUUCAACCCUCAAAGGACUUACAUGAGAAUAUGGAAUUAUUGCCUGUAAACACAGAUAUUUUUUCUUUUCUUUUUCACCCUGUGUGCCUGUGCGUUUGGACUUCACACAAUGAAUGUGGACACGGUACCUCACCAACGGUCAGUGUGGAUAUUGCGAAUUUCAACCUGUUCAAGGCCUCUGGGACCCGUCUCCUCAGGAGCCACGAUAACUGCUCCAGAACUCUACGCUGGCAUGUUUGUAACAGACACGUUGGAUGGAUAAAACACAAUGACGUCACAGGAAAUGUGCUGGCGAGGUAAGAAACGGAUUUCACACUGUCAUGUCUCAAUCUCUUCGAGAGAAGUGACGCUGUCAAGACGAUCAAAGACAUUUUGAAACGUGUCCUGACGGUUUCCGGCACCAGUUACCUUCGUAUGUUUAUCUUGUAAAUAGAGAGUAUAAAGAAACAUAUUGUUUUGCUUCUUUCAACACAAAUUUUGUGAACAAGACAGAAGCCUCAGCUGUUUAAACGCGCACCCUGAUCAAAGAACACGCUUCUAGAGAAACUGGAUAUGACCCCUUGUUUGAAAGAUUGAUAUUUUUCUAUCUGCUGUCUCAUUCGGUUCCUCAUCUCAUUAGCAUCAUAGAUUUUCAUUUUCUUGGUAUCACUUUACUGUUUGGGAAUCGAAAGAUUGAUAUCAAUGCUCAUUUAAUGUCAUAUAUACUUUGAUUCUGCUAUGUGCCCUAACCGUCGUGAUCCCCUCUCUCUCUUUUUCUCCUCGGUUUGUAUUUUCGAGACACCCAGGCAAAACAAUAUCUACUUGUUCAAUGAAAGUAGCUUGUACUUUGCUCCGAGGCUUCAUGCAUGAUGUAUCAAGUAUAGGCUUGAUGUUGUUAAGUAAAUGCUAAUAGGGUUACCUGCCCACCGCAUUUCAAUUCUGAGUAAGUCGCAAGAACUUUACAACCUCAUAAAAUGCUCCUUACAGCAAGGCAUUAGCUCAAUGGCAGCGUUGCAGAAAAUCCAUACUACUUUCUGUGUCCUGAAUUUGAAAAGGCAAAGUCAGACGGUUGUGCAGGGGAAUAUUUAAUCCUAAUUAUACUAAUUGAUAUAUAAUAGAUAUAAAUUAUAUAUAUAUAUAUAUACAUAUAUAUAUAUAUAUAUAUAUAUAAUGAAGUAAAUAUUAUAAAAUGUUUGGGAACUGCAAAAUUUCAUAAUUUUUCUGCUUUAAAACAAAGAAAAUGCAAAUGAAAGCAUCCGAUCCUAUCAGCUAUUUGGAUGAGUUACCUUGACUAGAUAAUCUGAGCUCUUAAACCGUCAUUCAAAGCAAUGGUUCUCCUCCUCCACAAAGUCGCCAAAUCAUGGCGCCUUAUGUAACUGUCUCUUCCCAUUAUUCUGACAAUUUGCUGCUUUACGGUCAUUUACGUAAGGCUGAGGACGCCCCUGCAUCUUCUUUUCGCUUGUCAUUCACAUCUUGCCAUUUACGUUUUUAACCCUCCUUUUGUCGUGUUCAUUUUUGGUAAAAACAAUACAUUAUAAAUAUGAAUGUUUGUGAUAUUUAAAUCCGGCAAAUGAUAAAAAUUAACUGCUUUUAUACAAAUAACUAUAUAAAAAAUAAAUAAAUAAACAUAACAAAAAUAGAUCAUCUAUUGUUAGAUUUAUAGAUUUAGAUUUUUCAGCAGCAGUAAUAAUAGUAAAUGUUUCUUAUGCAGCAAAUCAGCAUAUAGAUGAAGUCAAAAGUUUACAUACACCUUGCAGAAUCUGCAAAAUGUUAAUUAUUUUACAAAAAUAAGAGGGAUCAUACAAAAUGUCCACAAGAGAAAAUAAUAGUUGAAUUUAUAAAACGAUCCCGUUCAAAAGUUUACAUACGCUUGAUUCUUCAUACUGUGUUGUUACCUGAAUGAUCCACAGCUGUUUUUUUUCAGUGAUAGUUGUUCAUGAGUCCCUGUUUGUCCUGAACAGUUAAACUGAUCGCUGUUCUUGGGAAAAUCCUUCAGGUCCCACAAAUUCUUUGGUUUUUCAGCAUUGUUGUGUAUUUUAACCCUUUCCAACAAUGUAUGAUUUUGAGAUCCAUCUUUUCACACCGGGGACAAUUAAGGGACUCAUAUGCAACUAUUACAGAAGGUUCAAACACUCACUGACGCUCCAGAAGGAAAAACAAUGCAUUAAGAGCCGGGGGGUGAAAACUUAGGAUAAAUUUAACUUAUUUUGUCUUCCGGGGAGCAUGUGAGUAUCUUCUAUAGCUUCUGAAGGACAUUACUAAAUGAAAACAAAUAUGAUAUUUAGGCAAAAUAAGAAAAAUGUACACAUCUUUAUUAUGUUCAAAAGUUUUCACCCUGACUCUUAAUGCAUCAUGUGUCCUUCUGAAGCAUCAGUGAGUGUUUGAACCUUAUGUAAUAGUUGCAUAUAAGUCCCUCAGGUGUCCUCAGUGUGAAGAGACGGAUCUUAAAAUCAUACAGUCAUUGUUGGAAAGGGUUCAAAUACACAACAAGGCUGAAAAACCAAAGAAUCUGUGGAACCUGAAGGAUUUUUCUGAAGAACACACACAGCUGUGGAUCAUUCAGAUAAUAACACAAUAUUAAGAAACAGGUGUAUGUAAACUUUUGAACGAGGGUGAUUUUUAUAAAUUUAACUUU
Molecule: messenger RNA, 8459 nt
Organism: Labeo rohita (rohu)
Lineage: Eukaryota; Metazoa; Chordata; Actinopteri; Cypriniformes; Cyprinidae
Product: leucine-rich repeat transmembrane neuronal protein 4
Exons: 3
Coding region: 621-2489 (622 amino acids)
Molecular function (GO): protein binding
Source: RefSeq, a predicted model, not a curated record